Molecule: messenger RNA, 5455 nt
Organism: Thalassophryne amazonica
Lineage: Eukaryota; Metazoa; Chordata; Actinopteri; Batrachoidiformes; Batrachoididae
Gene: itprid2
Product: ITPR interacting domain containing 2
Exons: 22
Coding region: 145-4086 (1313 amino acids)
Molecular function (GO): signaling receptor binding
Source: RefSeq, a predicted model, not a curated record
GCCUUAUCCGCACGCGCCACAGUGGGUUUGAGGAAGCGGAAGUUGAGUUGUUGGAAGAAACCAAGAAACUUUAGAAAAGUUUGGACGAACGUGCAGGUAUGGUGCCCAUUUCUGUCUUUGUCUUUGAUUGGCUGACAGAUUGAUAUGGAGAGUGGAGCCAUGAGGAUGAAUACCACCUCAGCUCCAGAUCCUAGAGUUCAGUCUGACUGCAGCAUGGCCAGUCUGCGACGCAAGGCUUGGGCCCAGAGCAGAGACUCAACCUGGCUAGACCAAGAGGUAGACCACAGUCAUCCCCAGGGAUCCCAGCAGGACCAGCAGCGUGUGGACACUCAGACACCACCAGAGGAACCAGGUCCAUAUAAGAUCACCAGCUGGCUCAGUGAGUGCAGGACUCCCCUCGAGCAUCUCUGGAUGAUCAGACCUUCAUCUCCCAAUAGAGGAGCGCCGAGGACCGGCUGCAGCUUUGAGGAUGACCUUUCACUGGGAGCUGAAGCCAACCACCUUCAGUCCAGUCACCGUGAAGCUGAACCUGGUUUUGGCUCCCAGGUGGAUCACAAGAGGACUCAGUACAGAGACAGUCGGCAGCAUAUGAACUCCACUGGAUCAGGGAAGAGCAGCACUGUGUCCAGUGUUUCCGAGCUGCUGGACUUGUACGAGGAGGAUCCAGAGGAAAUCCUCCUAAAUCUUGGUUUUGGUCAGGAAGAACCCCACCUAGCGUCUAAGAUUCCUUCCCGCUUCUUCAACAGCUCAUCGUCUGCGCGGGGAAUCGACAUCAAGGUUUAUUUGGGAGCACAGAUGCAGCGCAUGGAGCUGGAAAACCCAAACUACGCACUAACGAGCCGUUUUCGUCAGAUUGAGGUCCUAACGACAGUUGCUAAUGAGUUCUUCCAGCUUUACAGUCAAGUUUCUGGUCAGCCUGUCCAACGCAUCACGUCCAGGGAUCAAGGAGGAGAAGAUGGAGGAGGAGCUCCGCCUCUGAAGAAAAGCAGCUCAGCGUUAAAUGCUGCCAAACUCCUGAAAAGAUCCAUCACUAAACACAAUCUUCUGGGGGGUGCUAAUGAGUCACAAAAAAAGCCCACAGUCCAACAACACGCCCACGCUGAGCAAGGACACGCCCACGCUGAGCAAGGACACGCCCACGCUGAGCAAGGACACGCCCACGCUGAGCAAGGACACGCCCACGCUGAGCAAGGACACGCCCACGCCGAGCAUGGUCACGACACUUGCACUACCAAUUCUGACUACCAGGCAGAGACAGCCAGUCAGACAAACAUUCGAAAGAGGGACAUCUGUUCUUUGGCUACUGUUGCCGAGGAAACCGUUGGUGUUGGAGAGACAGACAGGUCAACAGACAAGAGUGCCACACCAACAUCCAGUGGGGAACCUCAGCCACAGUCAGCUGAUGUUCAGCCCAGCAGUCACACGACAGAGGAGGUGACCCUGAUCUCGUCCUCACAGAAAGCUCCUCCCACUCUGUCGCCAGCCAAACUGUGUCUCCUGCGCACUGAGAACACGGACUCCUUUGACAUGGAGGAGGUUCAGAGUAAUGAAGGUGAUGUUCUACCAGCCAGAGUCCUUGGGGACAGCGGCCUGUUGAGGACAACAAGUCAGCAGUCAGACAGCAGUGGGUUUGCAGAGGAGCCCUCCACGGACACCAGCAGCUUCCUGCAGGUACAGGAGAGCAGUGACAGCUGUGACAGUGAGACCACUGUGACAUCACACUCUUCACAAGACACAGCCACACCCCUCGCAUUGGACCAACCAGCAUUUGAGUUGCUGGUCAGCAGAGAGAAGGAGGCGGAGCCAGGUGCUACUGCCGAGGGGAGGUGUAGUUCCACGGGACGAGAGGAGCUUGGUCAGAUGUCAGAGGCAGUUCCACAUUAUUCAGUCCACCAGCUACCACUGAGAGCACCAGUGGGCUCAGAACAACACAAGGUUCAAAAUGGGCUGACCGAUCCAGAAUCAGCAGAGUCUCUCCGUACUCGGUAUCCGUCAGAGUUAUUGGAUCAGUCUGCCCCAAAACAAGAGCCUGAACAUGGCCAUAAACUGAUUAUGGAGGCUGCAGAUGCAAAUGUACCAACAGGGGGAUCAGGAGAUCCAUUCCAAGACACAGAUAGACCUGGUCUUUCUGAUCCAUCGUCUCUGGUCCUGAGUGCUCUGAACAGAGCCAAGCAGAAACUGCAGCAGGUUGACUCCAGACCUGUGGAAACAGCCCAGUUGUUGGGAAGGGGCAAAGCAAGAGGGAGUCUUCCCCUACAGCGGUCCUCCUCACUGCCCACCUCACUGCUCUCACCCUCCAGUGUGGUGUCCUCUGUCAGGAUCGAGUUUGGCCAGGGUCAGACAUCAUGUACCCCGCCCAGAUACUCCUACAAAUACUCCCAGGAGGAUGGAGACCAAGAAGAAAUCAAGGAGCGUCAAGCCAACCACCUCUCCACUCUGAUCAUAAACCCCGCCUCUUCAACUAGCAACAACGAUCAACUCACAGAACCCCCCAGCCCGCCUAGGUCUCUUCCACACUACCUGCUGCAAUCGCCUUGUACACUACAGAGCCCUGGUCCAUCACCUGAUUGGACACGUGGAGGCCACACCCCAUCCUGGAGCACCCAGAGUGUCCCAGAUGUGUCCUCCAAUCAGCAGCAGCCUCCUCACAUCCAACAAAACAUGACUGCAUUCCAAAUCCAGCAUGGGUGGAAGAUGGGACACAUGCUUCCUUAUGGUGGUACAACUCAGUCUUUAAAUCCCAGUCCCAAUCCCUGUUUUUAUCCUAAUCCUAGUUUUAACCAACAUUUUUACCCUCAAACUAGAUUUGACCCCAGUUAUCUUCACCCAUGUUUUGAGUUUAAUCCAACUAGCUUCCUUAACCCCACUCCGAAUCCUAAUUGUAGCCUUAACCACAGCCUUUACCCGAACCCAAACCGCCUAAGCCUGCAUUCCAGUCUCCCAAACAUCUUUGACCUUCAUAAUCCCUCACAGACUCGCCACUCCAGUCUGACUAGUCUCUACCCGCCUCCAGCUCCUGUAUGCCCCCAACACAGGAGUCUGUCCAACUUCCAGCAGCCCCCACCUUGUUCAGGGUCUCAGCACGUCAGUAUGGGCGCUGUGCACCCACUUCCUGGGACUCCAGUAAUGCACCAACACUGCUACAGUCAGUCACCUUACCACGCUGCCCCUCACACUUCACAUUAUGCCCCUUCCAACCUGGGUUACCAUGGAUACGCCCUGCCGCCGCACCAGGCUUUCUCCUACCCUGCUACGCAGCACCCCCUGCUGUCUCCAGAACGCUGCUCUCCCGCUCCGGGCUCCAGUCCGGGUUCUUCCAGUACUGAGAUGCAGUUGAGGAAAGUUCUGCAUGACAUCAGGGGAACAGUUCUGGGCCUGAACCAGAACAGACCGGACACACUGGCAGUGUUCAGCGAUCACAGAGCAGCUCUGCCCAGACAUCAGUCAUUGAUGGAGUUGCAGCAGAAGAGGCGGAGCCUCAGUCUGUUCCGCAGCCACAUGAUGAACCUGGAGCUGUCAAUCAUGCAACAGCAGGCACUGGUCUACAAACACCUGAGUCCUGCUGACAGGCUGGAAGCAGAACAACUUCAGUCUCUGAGGUCAGAGGUCAGAGAAGAGCUGCAGGAGCUGGAACAACAGCUGGAUGACAAACUGAUGGAGCUCACACAGAGCACGGGUCUCCACAGAGAUGGCAGUGUGGACAGUCUGUCCACCACAUCUGCUCUCAGAGCCAUGGAACCGGUGUCAGAUCUCCUUCAAGAGCAGCUCCUUCUGCAGUCGGAGCUCAGCUGCAGUGACCACGCCCCUUCCACCGGUGUCUCCUCCCAGUCCUCCAGCACAGUCAGCAAAGGAGGUGAUGGAGAGAUGAAACAAGCAGUCUAUCGGGCUUCCAUCAACAUAACCCCUGCUCCUCCUGCUCGACCCAACACUGUCACCAAGGAAGACCAGGAUGGAGCGGUGGGAGGAGUCAUGGAGAACCUGCAGGAUCUGAUCAGAGAAAUCAGAGAGAGUGUGGCGCACGAUGUCCGACAGGAAAUCUACAACGAGAUGCUGGCAGCUGUGUCGCCGAGACGAUCGCUCUUGUAGUCAUGGCAACAGCAGAGCACCUGCCACCUUUGUACCCGCCUCUGGGCGGCACCACUGUUUGUCUGUAACACUGUAGAUCUGAAACACUGCCUCUGACAAGCCCCGCCCACCUGCUCUGUCCUGAGACUGACAUGUGAAGGGCGGAGCCUCAAACUGCCAUGGGACUUUCCUGAAUGUGAUUGAGUCCAGAGAGUUGGUGUGAUGCAUGCUGGGAACGUUGGCCCCAACCAGCAGACCACGCCCCCUCGGGCACCGCUCUGAACCAAUAGCCACCAUGCAACAUUUCCUCCUCCUGUGCUGUGCUGUGAUCAAAACUACAACCAUUACUACUACUACUACUACUACUACUACUGCUGCGGCUGCUCACAGUACACGUUUACAGCUAAUUAUUGAUGAAUAAUUAAUUGUGACUUUACUGUUGUUGUGUUUGUGACAUCAGAACCGCACGCAGCAACAACAAAACUCACAUAAACUCUAACGUGACUUUAAAGUGUUGGAUCCACAGCGACACAACUCUUCGCUCUGUUCUGCUCUCGUGGUCAUCCCAACACUCAACAGUACUUUGGUGUCGGCCUUCAUGAAAUAGCUUUUUUAUGGUUUAGAAUAUUGAAUUUAUGAUGAAUUUGAACAACUUCCUGUUGCAGGAGGAUGAUUCUGAUAAAAGGUAACGUUAGUUUGAUUAAGACAGUCGCUAAUAAAUGCACUUAAAACACAAUCAUAAGCUUCUACCGUGAGCACACUACAGCAGCGUCUUUCUUUCGUUACCAUUUUUAAAUUAAAGCCAAAUGUCUUAAAUUGUGUUGUCCAAACCUUUAGAAGUCACACAACGAUUGACGAGUUCCCCUCAUCAAUAACCACUUGGUGAUCGAUUUACUGUGAUAAUGAAACGUGGUUGAUCUAUGAAAUGUUCUGAAUGUACUGAGACUCAGCAUUGAGGCACUUGGGGUCACUCGGCAUGUUUGGAUGCUCAGCAUCCGUCUGGCACUCGGGGUCACUCUGCGUGUUUGGCUCAAACUGCCAGGACAGGGUGCUGGCAGCUGUCAGUCUUCUUAGACACUUCAUUUUGGUAAAGUACAGUCUGUGAUUAUCAAGUCUAACUCAACAUUCUUGGUUAAUGACUCUUAGCAGCAUGCUCACGUGUCCAUGACGAGCAUCGGUUUGUGGCAGCAUUUUUGUGUGUAUUGUUUGUGUUGUGGGUGAUGAAUGUCAAGGGAGGAGCUUAAUGACCACGCCUUAUAUCAGUGAACACUGCCAAAUGUAGCUGUGACCUUAGUUAUGCUACAGUGCUACCAUGCUAAUGCAGCUAGUGUACUAACUGAACUUGCAUGUCAGCGUGUCACUGUCUAAUAAAUCUGUGCAAUAAUCUUAA